Lytechinus pictus (painted urchin) is the source of this 1760-nucleotide messenger RNA. Its product is annotated as carbohydrate sulfotransferase 15-like. The coding region runs from base 262 to 1326 and encodes 354 amino acids. The record is from RefSeq and is a predicted model, not a curated record. Gene Ontology annotation, molecular function: N-acetylgalactosamine 4-sulfate 6-O-sulfotransferase activity. Gene Ontology annotation, biological process: hexose biosynthetic process. NCBI's taxonomy places the organism in Eukaryota, Metazoa, Echinodermata, Echinoidea, Temnopleuroida, Toxopneustidae. The transcript is spliced from 7 exons.
CUGAAAUGCGUUAUAGUUGCAAUCAUAUGCGGAUUGAUUAUACUAGAUACUUGGGCAUAUUUGGCGGCUACAUUCUUUAACACGAUUUCUAGGAUAGCAAUCAUACCGCUUCCUAAAUCGAGUUACAUCAAUUCAACGACCCGAAGACGGCAGGUGAAUUACACUAUUCGAUAUAGAAAGGCUGAACAUUUAAACCAUUCAUCUCUUUAUCUCUUCUCGGAUGAGGGAGAAUGUCAAGGACUUUUCUGUAAAUGGUCUACAAUGCCUGGUGCCACUAGAGAACUUUUCAAGUGGGCUCCUGAGAUAUUUGAGAAAGUUCCCCUGCACUUCCUUGGAAACUUCAAAAAUCCAUGUUGGUUACGGAACGAGACGGAACUCAACUGUCUUCCCUACUUCUACGUGAUAGGGACAAGUAAGUGCGGUACGACAGAUAUCUGGACGAAGAUCUUGUCUCAUCCUGAUGUUAUUAAUGUCCCAAAAGAACCACAUUGGUGGGGACCCCGUCGCCUUGGUUACACUGGAACACCAAUUCAUGGGAAAGAGGUAUUGGCCAUACGAAAGCUCACAGGAGGGGAGGAUGACAGCUCUUUGGAAUGGUAUCUUAAUCUAUACAAAUCUUUAGGAGUUCCCAAAAUAAUAAGCAAUAAUGUCACAGCAGCAAAGGGAAUUCCUUACUAUCAUAAAGUUUUUGGUGAUGCCUCGAUAUCUACUAGCUACACCAUUGGGAUGGAUUGGACUAAGAUUUUCCCAAACGCUUCGGAGCCCGUGUAUACAACUGCACAACUUCUCCGAGCAGUACAACCUAAUGCAAAAAUCAUCCUUAUGGUUAGAGAUCCAACAGUAAGGGCAAUCUCAUAUUAUUGGUAUAGCUACAGAAGUGGAAAUUCGAAAGGUUUCCACGAUCUCACGGUCAAACAAAUUGGAUGUUUAAGAGACUGUCUUCAGAAACAUAAUAUUCGCUACUGUGCAUAUGCGUCAGGUUGUCCCUAUAGCUUAUUUCCUGGACUAAAGGGUGGACUCUACUCGGUGUUCGCUCGUGAUUGGAUGGAAGCUUUUUCACGUGAUGGAGUACUCGUCAUUCGAUUGGAGGAUCUGGAGGCACACCCUCUUUCUACGUAUAGAAAAAUAAUUGAAUUUCUCGACUUAGGACAACUGAGCGAAAAGGAAGAAAAUGAAAUCAUCUACGCUCCUAAGAGGAACGUGAACAGAAGGAGGAAACAGAUUCUUCCAGAAACCAAAAAACUUUUGGACGACUUUUACGCACCUUACAACAAGGAUAUGGCGCUUUUAAUGAAAGAUGACAAAUUCUUAUAUCCUGUAACAUAACCAUGUUAACCACGUCCAUUUCCCUACUUAUCAUUUUAGGUGUAAGCUUGAAUAAUGCUGUUGUAUUUAAUUUAUUUAUUUUCCACUAUACUCGUUAACAUUAUUAUUUUCUUUGAUAUAAUUGUUAUUAAUAUUAUCAUCGACAUGCAUCUGUAAAUGUGAGGCCGAGCGUGUGUUUGUUUGAAUGCAUUCAUAAUAUGUACAGAAGUGAGAUGUUAUUGACUUUAUGGUACAUAUUUUGAGAAUGUUGAUAAUAUACAUCCUUCCCUCAAAUUACACUGCAAAAAAUACCGGUGUUAAUUUAACACCGGCUGGGUGUAUAUACAGUGCGUCUAAAAAAAAAGCCGUACACUUUUAAAAUGGUUGCCAAAUAAAGAAAUUUACCACUUUGGGGGAAUAAAUAUAAAUAUGGAAAGCCAAUUAACUAAACUUUC